Messenger RNA from Sugiyamaella lignohabitans, 1788 nucleotides. It is a transcript of the gene SEC23, whose product is annotated as GTPase-activating protein SEC23. Gene Ontology annotation, biological process: COPII-coated vesicle cargo loading; intracellular protein transport; endoplasmic reticulum to Golgi vesicle-mediated transport. The record is from RefSeq and is a predicted model, not a curated record. Gene Ontology annotation, molecular function: GTPase activator activity. NCBI's taxonomy places the organism in Eukaryota, Fungi, Ascomycota, Dipodascomycetes, Dipodascales, Trichomonascaceae. Gene Ontology annotation, cellular component: COPII vesicle coat; endoplasmic reticulum exit site. The transcript has a single exon. Bases 1 to 1788 code for a protein of 595 amino acids.
AUGACUCAGGUUCAUGAAUUGGGUCAUGCCAGUUGUAAUAAGAGCUAUGUGUUCCGUGGUAAUAAGGACUAUACAGCCAAGGGUGUGCAAGAAAUGCUUGGUUUAGCUCCUCCUAGACCUCAAGGAGGCGUUAAUAAUGCUGGACCCCCACCAUUUUCGAGAUUUUUGUUGCCUUUGCAACAGUGUGAGUUCCAAUUGACUAAUAUCAUUGAACAGCUGGAAAAAGACCCCUGGCCCGUGGCUAGUGAUCGUCGCCCAGUUCGUUGUUCCGGUGUGGCUCUUAGUGUGGCCGUCAGUUUGCUAGAACAGUCUUUCCCUAAUAGUGGAGCUAGAAUCAUGUUUUUUGCAGGUGGUCCUCCUACUGAAGGUCCUGGUAUGGUUGUGGGUCCCGAGCUUAGAGAACCUAUCAGAUCGCACCACGAUAUCGAGCGUGAUAGUGCUAAACAUUAUAAAAAGGCUGUCAAGUUCUAUGAAGCUCUUGCUAAACGAACUGCUCUUAAUGGACAUGCUGUCGACAUUUUCGCCGGUUGUUAUGAUCAAAUCGGUAUGCAAGAAAUGAAGUCACUACCAAACUCGACUGGUGGUGUAAUGAUUCUGACUGAUGCUUUCUCAACAUCGAUUUUCAAGCAAUCCAUUCAAAGAAUUUUUAACAAGGAUGACCAAGGAUUCCUAGAAAUGGGAUUUAAUGCCUCGUGUGACGUUCUUACCAGUAAAGAUUUGAAGGUAUCUGGCCUGAUUGGCCAUGCUGUGUCUCUUAAUAAGAAGUCUGUUAGUGUAGCUGAUACCGAGAUCGGAAUUGGUCAGACUUCGUCGUGGAAAAUGUGUUCUAUUACUCCUGCUCACACUUAUGGAUUCUUUUUCGAGGUGGCUACACAAGGAGGAGCUAAUGGUGCCAACCCCGGUCCUGGUCCUGUACAACAUGCUACUAUCCAGUUUUUGACCCAUUAUCAACAUUCGAACGGUACAUACCGAUUGAGAGUGACGACAUUGAUCCGAAACAUGCUUGGUGGAGGCGACCCCAGCAUCGCAGCCUCGUUUGAUCAAGAGGCUGCUGCCGUGCUCAUGGCACGAAUCGCUGUGUAUAAAGCCGAGGUCGAGGACGGCCCGGAUAUCCUGCGUUGGACCGAUCGAAUGCUCAUUCGACUGUGUCAGAAGUUUGCUGAUUACCGUAAAGAUGACCCCUCGUCGUUCCGUCUGUCACAAAACUUCACCUUGUACCCACAAUUCAUGUUCCACUUACGAAGAUCGCAAUUUUUGCAAGUGUUUAACAAUUCACCUGACGAGACUGCUUUUUACCGUCACUGUUUGAACCGUGAAGAUUUGACUAAUUCUUUGAUCAUGAUCCAACCCACUUUGAUCUCGUUCACAUUCGACCAAGAGCCAGAGCCCGUGCUGCUGGAUUCUGUAUCGAUUAAACCCGACCAUAUUCUGCUGUUGGAUACCUUUUUCCACAUUUUGAUUUUCCACGGAGAAACCAUUGCUAUGUGGAGAAAGGCUGGAUACCAAGACCAAGAAGAGCACGAGAACUUCAAACAGCUGCUGGAAGGACCACGAGCCGAGGCUGCUGAGCUGCUUGUAGACCGAUUCCCACUGCCCCGUUUCAUUGACACGGAUGCCGGUGGAUCGCAAGCCCGGUUCCUGCUGUCUAAACUCAACCCUUCCAACACUCACCAAACAAGCGGUUCCUACGGCACCGCCGCAGGCUCGGCCGUCGUGCUCACCGACGACGUCAGUCUCCAGACCUUCAUGGGCCACCUCCAAAAGCUCGCUGUCGCCGGCAACUCGUAA